Caenorhabditis sp. 36 PRJEB53466 is the source of this 3955-nucleotide messenger RNA. NCBI's taxonomy places the organism in Eukaryota, Metazoa, Nematoda, Chromadorea, Rhabditida, Rhabditidae. The record is from the annotation of a GenBank genome assembly.
AUGAAUUCUUUCUUGUGAGUUUUCCUUCGCGUCAUCUUCUCGCCCAGACGCUUUCAGUUUUUGCAGAAUUCGAAGCAAAAUGAGGACAGUUUUUCUGGUUGUACUCGUCGUUUUUGGCGCUCAAAUUGACGGCCAGCAUUCGACGGCCAAAGGUUGGCGUUUUUUUGGGCAUUUGGACGUUUUGCAACGUUUUGCAACCGAGCCGAUGUUCGUCUUUUCCAGCCAAAUCGCCACUGGCCCUCAUAAUCGACGAUCUUUCGAUUCUGGCGCGAGUGACGAACGCGAUCGCCCUGCAAGCAGCCGUUCAUCGCGGAAACUUGCGGCUCCAUGACGUGGCGGCCGAUCUUUUGCACAUCCGCACCGACCAUUUCGCAACCAUUCUCGCAACCAACACCUCCUUCUGCAUCUCCACAAUUGAUGAGGUGUUCGAGAAGAGCCGCGAUUUUGUGCGCAACGAUCCGGGAGCCAGGCGACGGCUCAAAUUGACACGAGAAGUGGUGGGCGUGUUGGCGCGAGCAGAGAGUCGAUUCGAAGUGCUCAAAGCGGCCGAAAACGUUGACACUAAGCAAUUCAUAAACGCCAUCAAAAACUCGUCGGAAACGUCGAAAGGCCUGUUUUGUAGGCAGCAAGUACUCGAGAGCUUUGUCGACUUUUAUAAGAUGGAAAAGGAGGAGAUGUUGGCGAGACCGUUCACAACUCGAAAGGCUCUCAACGGAAUGAAGACGAAUUUCGGCGAGUUGAUGAAGUGCAUUCGAAGGUUCCGCACGUUCUCGAGCAACCUGAGCAACUCGACACUUGUGCACAGCAUGGAAGACCUGAAAAAGCUGAACGAGCUUCACGCAGUCGUCAAAUGGUUCCACGGACGUCGCCGCGCUCGACUCGUCGAUUUGCCGACGCGAAUUCGAGAGUUGAAGACGGACUGGCACAAAACCACGACGAUUUGGCACAUUUCGAACGCGUCGAGCGCCCAACUCGCUCUUCGUCGUCUCUAUGAGGCCUUCUAUCUGACGUCCGAGUUUCAAGUGCAGAAGGAUCCGCGAAAGUUCACGGCGGCAUUUCGAAGAGUGGCGGACCUUUUGAAAGUGUCGCAAGAUGUCAAUAGUUUGUGGUUCAAGACGAACGUGGCGAUGGGAAAGAGCACAAAACGACUCGAAGACGCGCUGACGACGUUCUUUGAGGUUUCGGAAACGUCGCAGAACCUCGGCACCGCCUGGGGCCGCUCCUAUUCCCAUAUGCUAACUUCAAACCAAAUCCUCGGCAACAGUGGCUUAAAUUUUAAAGCGAUUGCGCGUUUUCAAAACGCGAAAAUCGCCGGCAACGGGUUUGACGAGCUCGAGCGCAAGUUCUCCACGUGCUUUGCCCUCAGCGAGAUCGCUUCGGACUCUGACAUUCGGGCACUUGAAGACUUCCCCGACAACUUUAUGAUAUCCGCUCAACUGAUGGGAUACGUGAGGCGAAUGCGUGAAGAGCCACUUUGGUUGGUGCAGAACAAGAAUUUGAGGAAUUUCGAAGACCUCAUGCACUUUUUGAGCUCACAAAACAUUUCGGCAAAGCGCUGGCCGGAAACGCUCUAUUCGGUGCGAACCUCUUCGGAUUAUCAACUCAUUUUGCCGAUUCUCAAACGGAUUGUGUACAUUCACCGAUUGCAGAGCGGCUACGAGGAGAGCGUUGCGAAAGUGAACGAGUCGAUGGUCAACUUUUCCGAUUUUCUGCAACAUUCGAACGCUUGGCAUGUGAUGGAGUGCAUUCAGAACUCGAGUAUUGGAACGGCGCGAGCGGAGACGCAACACAUUCUCGAUUUUUUGCUAAACGUCACUCAAUUCGCCGACGAGAAGAGCUAUUCGGCGACGAAAACGUUUUUGGAGAAUACGGCGCGUGUUCAAAACGAAAUGACGCGAGUUGAGAUGGUGGUGAGAGCAAAGCGGAACGAAUCGAACGAGGCCAGACACCUGGUCCUCUCGUUCAGGGACUCGGCGAGCUUGGCGCAGAGCCUCGGCCGCGGCGUCUCGGCUCUCGACGAAGUGAAGCACGUCGAUGAGUCGCGCAAGCUCAUCUGGUCGUCGGCGAACCUCACCGACGGACCGCAGACGAUCAUACGCGACUUUGAGAAUCCGUGGAUCAUUGAUUUGUGGAUCGACUCGAAUCGAACGCUCAAAACGUUUCUCGACGACGUGCACUCGUUCGUGUCGCGCCUAGACGCGUACCGCGCCGCAAACUUCACCGAAUUGAGCCGAGUGUUUGAGGAGGUGAAAAAAGUGCACGGACUGUUGCCGUUGCCCGGCGAUUUCGGCGAUCUUUACGAGCAUCUCAAGUACGCCGGACACCAGGAGACCGCCUUGAAAUUCCUGAACAUCUCGCACCUCUAUCUCGACUUUUCCGGGUUUGAGAGCGAUUUUACGGGCGGCGCCGCCUGUCUCAGCCUUCUUCGCGCCAAUUUCGACGAGCUCUUCGGGUUGAAUCCGAAAAAAGUUGUUGGAGAGGUGAAGAGCAAAACGGUUUUGUGAGUUUGUGGAUCCUGGUCUCUCGAAUUGGAAUUUUCAGCAAACAAGAAGAGGCGCCGAUUGUGACGGUCAUUGCAAUUUGUGUGGGCGCCCUCGUACUCAUCCUUCUCGCCGCCGCUUUUGGGUACGCAUUCACGAAAGGCGGACGCAAGAGGUACCGCACGUGGUACUUGUACUAUUUUCCCGAUAUGGACGAGUUUGAGCGACGGUGGAGGUACUCGGUCAGUUGGAAUCUGACAAUAUCGCAACGAGUCUGAGCGGUUGCGCGUUUCAGCUGUUUUUGGAUCGGAUGAACGGCAAGAACGUGUUGCUCGAAGCGGUGACCGUCGCGAAUCCUGUGAACACACUGAAAGCACUGAAGAGGGGCGCGUUUGUGGAUGUGUUUGACAGUCGGUCACUUUUUGGAGCGUUCUCUGCGAAAUGCGCCAAUGUUUUUAGAGUUUGGAAACACGCCGCUACACGUGGCCGCCAAUCUCGGAUACGAUACGAUUGUCGAGAUGCUCAUCAAGCACGGCGCCGAUCGGACGAUCCACAACGCGAGAAAUCGGACUGCGGAGCAAGUGAUUCCGGCGAAUUAUCGAUCGACUUGCAAGGAAAAGGCGGACAAUUACGAGCGCAUCGACAGAAUGUUCGAGAAGUAUCGAAAGAAGACGUUUCGGAUUGGUGAGUCUAUUGUAUUGGGAGAGUAUUGUAGACGUGUUGUUUCAGUGGUGCCUGAACAGUUCCCGACCAGUUCAUUCCAAAUUUAUCUGGAGCCAAAGACGGACGGAAAACUAGUAGAAAUGUUUAUGAGCAAGUUUGAAGCUAUUGUAAGUCUACACUAUUUUAAAUUCCUUUAUUAUCCAGUACUUUAGACCACACUGGAACCGUCUCCGAAGAUCACUCAUGUCGUCGUGAAUACGAAUGCGGACGGGAUUCUGGAGACUGACGACGUCUCGCUGCUCGCCUGGAUCUUCAACGGAGCGAUAAUAGUGAACGAGAAGUGGAUGUCGGACUGUUUGACGGACGCGAAAAUGCUGGCGUCGGACGAGAAGUACCUCGUGGAUCGGGUCAGGUACAAGGGACAAGUGUACGAGAAUGCGGUGCUGCCGUGGAGCCGAGCCCUAGCCAAAGGCGCCAUGCCGUUCCUCUACGGCGUGCAUCUGGUCGUCGUCAUGAAAGAGUGCGCCAAUCUGUCGGUCCUCUACGAGCUGGCCACUACGCACGGAGCUCUCGUGCUCGACGAGUUCCCCGUGCGCGAGAAGUACAAUGCGGGCGCCCAUCCGUAUCUGCACACAAAUCUCGGACCCAUCUUCAUUCUCCACGACGCGAAGAGCGAUCUGAGUGCGUACCGGACCGAUCCGUUGUUCACGGUGCUCACGGAGCCCGAAUUCAUCGCUUUCAUGCUCAGGAGGGACGUUCACGUCGAGACGACGACGCUUCCAAUUCCUGUUCUUGUCCAAGAUAGUGUUUAG